Melitaea cinxia (Glanville fritillary) is the source of this 855-nucleotide messenger RNA. It is a transcript of the gene mRpL43, whose product is annotated as 39S ribosomal protein L43, mitochondrial. Gene Ontology annotation, cellular component: mitochondrial large ribosomal subunit. The transcript is spliced from 3 exons. Gene Ontology annotation, molecular function: structural constituent of ribosome. NCBI's taxonomy places the organism in Eukaryota, Metazoa, Arthropoda, Insecta, Lepidoptera, Nymphalidae. Gene Ontology annotation, biological process: mitochondrial translation. The record is from RefSeq and is a predicted model, not a curated record. Bases 95 to 652 code for a protein of 185 amino acids.
ACAAUUAUGUGACUUUGACAGCUUGACUUACUUCAACCUUUUUAACCUAAAAAAUUAUAUUUUCUAUUAAAUACGUAUUUUUGAAAAAAAAAAAAUGUCUAAUAAAAACCUUUUCAUGAAAUCUGCGUUUGUACGUGCGCCUCUACAGAAUGGUGUCGGUCGCUACGUCUGUCAAUUACAACGGAUUGUGCUCAAAUUCUGCAAAACCCAUGGUGGCAGCCGCGGUAUUAGAGAUUUCAUAGAACAAGAUUUAGUGGACUUUUCGAGACAAAAUCCCGGUACGGUGGUGUACCUUAAACCUCGCAGGCACAGAAGUCCGGUUCUAGUUGCUGAAUACUUAAAUGGUGACAGAGUAUGGAUGAGCGUACACAACAAAACGCACUCAGAAAUAACAAAGUGGAUGGAAGUACUACGCACCCAACAGGGAGACAUUGCCGGGGCUCGUCUCAGGAAAUACCAGUACACAGAUUACCCCUCUGUCCAGGGUCCCUGGACCCCGUUCACUUUCAAAGAUCCGGAGUUAAAUGUAGCUACACUACCAGACCCCAAAUUUGGUGCUAAUAACAGAUUGUCAGUGACGGCAACAGAAAAAUUAAGAAUUAUGUUUGAGAAGCAGAGAAUUAGCGACAAAGACGUGCAUACGGGGGAAUAAGCUAGUUAUUAUAUUGUAACAAUCAAAUAGGCUUCUAUCAUUUGUUCAUACAAGCCUAAACAAGCUUAUAUUAAUAAUGAAAUUCAAACAUUGUAAUGAAAUCUGUUGAUGUCAGUUCUGGCACACUGUAAAUAGUAGUAGUUUGUUGUGUUAGCUUUGUAAUAUUAAUGUUAUGUUAGAUUAUAAUAAAAAUAUUGAAUAAA